This is a messenger RNA of Penicillium samsonianum, 1286 nucleotides long. Its product is annotated as GPI-anchored transamidase subunit GAB1. Lineage: Eukaryota; Fungi; Ascomycota; Eurotiomycetes; Eurotiales; Aspergillaceae. The record is from RefSeq and is a predicted model, not a curated record. The transcript has 5 exons. Gene Ontology annotation, cellular component: membrane; GPI-anchor transamidase complex. The coding region runs from base 1 to 1269 and encodes 422 amino acids. Gene Ontology annotation, biological process: attachment of GPI anchor to protein; protein localization to cell surface.
AUGGCUGUAGACCGACGGAAGAUUGCUGUGUUCGGCGCGGCUUUCGUGCUGCGCCUGCUUCUUACAUGUCUUUUCCCUUCAUUACCUGAUUUAUUAACGGGGAGAGUCGAAGUCUCAACGCCUGUUAAUAGCUUCAAACGCCUACAAGAAGGCCUAUUCCUGUACACAAGAAAUGUGUCGCCUUAUGACGGUGGCGUCUUUCACCAAGCACCGCUCCUGUUACCUCUGUUCGCCCUACUCCCGGAUGCGAAGAGCUGGCCCUUGCCAACAGCAAUUUUCUACUUCCUUGUCGACCUCGUGAACGCAUAUGCAUUGGUAACCAUAUCUGCGUCGGGCCAAUCGGUCAAAUCGAAACUACACUCAGCGGUCCGAAAACACGUCCGAUGGGAUGGAGUGUCCGUUGCAGCAUGGUUUUUAUUCAAUCCUCUCACUAUUGCGACAUGUUUAGCGCGGUCAACCAGUGUAUUUACAACAUCAGGAAUCCUCUUCGCCGUGUCCAAUGCAGUCGGUGGAAAUAGCAUCAAUGCGAUGCUAGCCCUGGGAUUUGCUUCAUACCUGUCUCUAUAUCCGGCGCUGCUCUUUAUUCCGUUGGUCCUGCUAUGCUAUGACCGACGUUCGGAGCGACCAAGCCCACCCAAUGCUGGAUCUUUCAUUGUUCAACACGCCGCCCUACUACUGGCCAGCGUGGCAGGCCUGCUUGGUCUCUCCUGUCUGAUCACCGGCAACUUCUGGGAGUUUAUCUCGGCAACCUAUGGUUUCCAUCUUUUGGUUCCAGACUUGACCCCCAAUGUGGGACUGUGGUGGUACUUUUUCAUUGAGAUGUUCGACUCAUUUCGAGAGUUCUUCCUCGGCGUUUUCUGGCUUCACUUGGCCAGCUAUGUCGGGGGUCUCACAGCUCGCUUCCGCAACCAACCUCUAUUUGUCAUUACCUCGCUCUUAGGUGUCUUCGCCAUCUUCAAGCCAUACCCUAGCAUCUCAGAUGCAUCACUGUUCUUCGCGUUGCUGCCAUUAUAUCGCCACCUUUUCCCAUUGAUGCGUUAUACCUUCUUUGCGGGCUCGGCAAUCUUGUACUCCAGCCUCCUCGGCCCCGCUUUCUACCACCUUUGGAUCUAUGCAGGAUCCGGAAAUGCCAAUUUCUUCUACGCCAUUACCCUGGUCUGGAGUUUGGGUCUCUCCAUCCUGCUAGCCGACACCGUCUUCGCCGGUCUCAGAGACGAAUGGGAGCAAGAACACCCAGAACAGGUGGGCGCAGAGGUGCGACAGGUGUAAUGUAUAUUAGCUUUUGC